CCCUAUAAAUGCUUUAACUUAGAGCUCCUAUGUAACCAUGUUCUCAUCAACCCUCUUUCCUAAAUAAUAAUUAGCCUUCAUCACACACUGAUAAGAGAGAGAGAGAGAGAGAGAAUGGAGUUGUAUGACCAUGAUUUCUUGGAUGAGUUAAUGUCACUAAGAAGAGAAACAUGGGAAAGCACAAAUAAUAAUCCAUGUGAUGAAGAAGGAAACUACCAAUUACUCUUCUCAAAUAAUAAUGGGUGGGAUAAUAGUGGCGGUUUUGAUCAUCAAAAUUAUUACUCAUCACCUUCUUCUAUUUUUGUUCCAAACUCCUCUUAUUCUUGUUCUUCUUCUUCUUACCAAGAAGUUCCUCAAAAUUGCAACGAUUAUUAUUGUGACACUACCUUCAAUGAAAUCUAUAGUUCCUUGCUUGAAGAAUUCUCAGCACCACAGAUCAAUAAUAGUGACACUACUACUCCACCACCAAUACUAAUGAGUGAUCAUCAAGAGGAUUAUAAUAAUAGUAAUAAUAAUGAGAAUCCAUUAUUGGUGUCUAUGUUGGUGGAAGAAGAGCUUCAAAGCUUGGAGAUGCAAAGAGAGUGCAAAAUGGAGGCAAGUCAAUCAUCUUCUCCUCCUGUUUUCAACUCGGAAAGGAAGAACAAUAAUAGAGCAAAGAAGGUUGAGGGCCAACCCUCCAAGAAUCUAAUGGCUGAGAGGAGAAGAAGGAAGAGAUUGAAUGAUAGGCUCUCCAUGCUUAGAUCAAUUGUCCCUAAGAUUAGCAAGAUGGACAGAACAUCUAUACUUGGUGACACCAUUGAUUACAUGAAGGAACUACUAGACAAGAUCAAUACUUUGAAACAAGAAAUCCAAGUGGUGGAUGACUCAAAUGGCAUUUUAUCCAAUGAUAUACACCCAAAUGAUAUUUUAGUGAGAAAUUCUCCCAAGUUUGAUGUGGAGAGGAGGAAUAAUAAUGGAGACACAAGAGUUGAGAUCUGUUGUGGUGGGAAGCCAGGGAUGUUGCUAUCUACAGUCAACACUUUGGAAGCAUUGGGUCUUGACAUUCAACACUGUGUUAUAAGCUGUUUCAAUGACUUCACAAUGCAAGCUUCUUGCUCAGAGGAGUUGGAGCAGAAGAGAAUGGUGAGUUCUGAAGAUAUAAAGCAAGCACUGUUUAGGACCGCAGGAUAUGGAGGGAGAUGUUUCUGAUAAUACAACAAUUAUUACUAUUAUUAAUCAUCAUUACAAGAAAAAAAACAAAAGUGAAUGCAGCAAGUGCACCUAAGCUGCUGUAUGUGUAUAGAAGAGGAGUUUUGAUGGGUAGCUUAUUAUUAUUAUUAUUAUAGUGUCUAUUGAGAUUUACAAGUAGGGAAUAAAGCUUGGUUUAAUUUGUUUCUUAGCUUUAAUUUCUUAGUCUUUUUUUACGGAAGUAAUAAUUGAUUUAAUUUCUUCAAUAGUAGCAUCAUUGUAACAUAGCUUUCAAAUUAUAUAUAUCCCUAGCUAGUAGCUACUUAUGAUUCAUGUUUA
Messenger RNA from Arachis ipaensis, 1506 nucleotides. RefSeq lists its product as uncharacterized. Gene Ontology annotation, biological process: regulation of DNA-templated transcription. The record is from RefSeq and is a predicted model, not a curated record. Gene Ontology annotation, cellular component: nucleus. NCBI's taxonomy places the organism in Eukaryota, Viridiplantae, Streptophyta, Magnoliopsida, Fabales, Fabaceae. Gene Ontology annotation, molecular function: protein dimerization activity; DNA-binding transcription factor activity; sequence-specific DNA binding.